AUGGCGAUAGACUACGCAAUCUCCUCCACCACCAAAAUGACUACGGCCACCACAAUCAAGCAGUGGACAACAGCCCAAGAUGGCCUGGACAACCUCAGGCUGACGCAAGCCGAAAAGCCCACUGCCGGAGCUGGCGAAGUCUUAGUCAAGAUCAACGCCGUCGCCCUCAACUACCGCGACACCGAAGUAGUCAUGGGCCUCUACGGCCACCACGCCUCGGUCAAACAAGAAGAAAUCGUCCCCGGCUCCGACAUCUGCGGCACGAUCGAGACCUCCAACUCCUCCCGCUGGAAGCCCGGACAAAGAGUCAUGGCCAUCUUCAACCAAACGCACCUGACCGGCCAGAUCAAAGCCAAGGACAUGUCCUCCGGCCUUGGCCUCCCUCUCCCGGGCUGUCUGACCGAAUACCGCGUCUUCCCCGCCGAAGGCCUGGUCGAAGUCCCCUCAUAUCUGAGUAAUGAGGAGGCGGCAUGUCUCCCCAUCGCUUCCGUGACGGCGUGGAUGGCUAUCAAUGGGUUCCAACCCCUUGGUCAUCCUUCACAUAGCAAGGACGAGACGGUUCUGCUCCAGGGAACCGGCGGUGUAGCCAUCGCGGGCCUCCAAAUCGCCCACGCAGCCGGGAUGAAAACAAUCAUUACUUCUUCUUCCGACGAGAAGCUCGAGAAAGCAGAAGCGAUAGGUGCUGAUCACGGCAUCAACUACAAAUCCACCCCGAACUGGGACCAAGAAGUCCUACGCCUGACGUCGAAUGAAGGUGCCGAGAUCGUCUUCGAGAACGGAGGCGCGCAGACCCUGCGCCAAAGCUUCGAAUGUGUCGCUUUCGGCGGGCUGAUAAAUUGUAUUGGAUACCUGUCUGGGAAAGAGGAUCUCUUGCAGGACCGCACGCAUACGAAUGUGCUUGCGUUGAAGCGGAAUGUUACGCUCAAGGGCAUUUUGAAUGGGCCGCGGGAUCGGUUUGAGGAGAUGGUGGGGUUUUAUGAAGAGCACGAGAUCAGACCGGUCAUUGAUAGGGUGGUGAGGUUUGAGGAGGCGAAGGAUGGUCUGAAGUAUUUGUUCUCGGGGGGCCAUUUUGGGAAGGUGGUUGUCAAGGUGGCGGAGUAG
This is a messenger RNA of Recurvomyces mirabilis, 1101 nucleotides long. RefSeq lists its product as uncharacterized. Gene Ontology annotation, molecular function: oxidoreductase activity. NCBI's taxonomy places the organism in Eukaryota, Fungi, Ascomycota, Dothideomycetes, Mycosphaerellales, Teratosphaeriaceae. The transcript has 2 exons. The record is from RefSeq and is a predicted model, not a curated record. The coding region runs from base 1 to 1101 and encodes 366 amino acids.